GGCAGCGGAGGCUGCAGCCUCGCUCUGGUCCCUGCGGCUGGCGGCCGAGCUGUGUGUCUCCUCCUCCGCCGCCGCCAUAUUGUCUGUGUGAGGAGAGGGGAGAGCGGCCGCUGCCGCUGCUGCUUCCACCACAGUUUGAAGAACACAGGUCUGAAACAAGGUCUUACCCCCGCAGCCGCCUCUGAACACAGUAACUGCCAGAUCUCCAAACACCAAGUCCAGCUUUGUCGCCAACCUGUCUGACAUGUCGGGACCCGUGCCAAGCAGGGCCAGAGUUUACACAGAUGUUAAUACGCACAGACCCCGGGAGUACUGGGAUUAUGAGUCACAUGUGGUGGAAUGGGGAAAUCAAGAUGACUACCAGCUGGUUCGAAAAUUAGGCCGGGGUAAAUACAGUGAAGUAUUUGAAGCCAUCAACAUUACAAAUAAUGAAAAAGUUGUUGUUAAAAUUCUCAAGCCAGUAAAGAAGAAGAAAAUCAAGCGUGAAAUAAAGAUUUUGGAGAAUUUGCGAGGCGGUCCCAACAUCAUCACACUUGCAGACAUUGUAAAAGACCCUGUGUCACGAACCCCUGCCUUGGUUUUUGAACACGUAAACAACACAGACUUCAAGCAAUUGUACCAGACGUUAACAGACUAUGAUAUUCGAUUUUACAUGUAUGAGAUUCUGAAGGCCCUGGAUUAUUGUCACAGCAUGGGAAUUAUGCACAGAGAUGUGAAGCCCCAUAAUGUCAUGAUUGAUCAUGAGCACAGAAAGCUACGGCUAAUAGACUGGGGUUUGGCUGAGUUUUACCAUCCUGGCCAAGAAUAUAAUGUCCGAGUUGCUUCCCGAUACUUCAAAGGUCCUGAGCUACUUGUAGACUAUCAGAUGUACGAUUAUAGUUUGGAUAUGUGGAGCUUGGGUUGUAUGCUGGCAAGUAUGAUUUUCCGGAAGGAGCCAUUUUUCCAUGGACAUGACAAUUAUGAUCAGUUGGUGAGGAUAGCCAAGGUUCUGGGGACAGAAGAUUUAUAUGACUAUAUUGACAAAUACAACAUUGAAUUAGAUCCACGUUUCAAUGAUAUCUUGGGCAGACACUCCCGUAAGCGAUGGGAACGCUUUGUUCAUAGUGAAAACCAGCACCUUGUCAGCCCUGAGGCCUUGGAUUUCCUGGACAAACUGCUGCGGUAUGACCACCAAUCACGGCUCACUGCAAGAGAGGCCAUGGAGCACCCCUAUUUCUACACUGUUGUGAAGGACCAGGCUCGAAUGGGCUCAUCUAGCAUGCCAGGGGGCAGUACGCCUGUCAGCAGCGCCAAUAUGAUGUCAGGGAUUUCUUCAGUGCCAACCCCUUCACCCCUCGGACCUCUGGCAGGCUCACCAGUGAUUGCUGCUGCCAACCCCCUCGGGAUGCCUGUACCGGCUGCCGCCGGCGCUCAGCAGUAAUGGCCCCUUCUGUCUCCUGAUGCCUGAGCAGAGGUGGGGGAGUCUACUCUCUCCUUGAUGCGCCUGGCGGGGAGGGGUGAAAUACUUAAGAAGCACCGUGUCUGAACCGUUGCUUGUGGAUUUAUAGUAGUUCAGUCAUAAAAAAAAAAUUAUAAUAGGCUGAUUUUCUUUUUCUUCUUUUUUCUUUCUUUUUUUUUUUAACUCAAACUUUUCAUAACUCAGGGGAUUCCCUGAAAAAUUACCUGCAGGUGGAAUAUUUCACGGACACAUUUUUUUCCUCCCUUUCCAAAUUCAAUUUCUCAUCACUAAAGAACAAACAAAGAUAAACCAGCCUCAAUCCCAGCUGCUGCGUUUGGGUGGAAUCUCUUCCCACGCCCACCAUCACUCCCUCACCAUCCCACAUGAUGGGGAUUUGUAUCAUGCUGUUCUCCAGAGAUUACAAAAAUGUAGCUUCUUGAAGGGAGGUGGGAAGGAAGAAGGGAGGACCCAAUCUGUAAAAGCAGCGUCGUGCUAGUCACUCGCAGCCCUUUACUCCAAAAGUGCUCCAGUGGGGCUGUCCCGGUGAAUCUAGUGGAGAUAUGUCUUAGUGACAUGGAGAUGCUGAAAAGCUACCCAAAGUGCAGACAGGUCCUGAAAACUUCUGUUCAGUAUGAAUCAUGUCUUACUGACCGAACCCGAAAUCCAGCUCACUUAGAAGUUUAGUUUCCAUUUAGUUUAAAAUCCUAAUAACCUUCCCUCCCAGGCUCCUUACCUUGGUCCCCUCCCCUUUCAUCUCCCAUCACGCUCUGUAGUUGGUAGGAGGGGGAAGGCAAAACCUUUUUCAGCUUUCUUUGACUUGGUCAUUUUGAAUUUAGUUACUGGGUAUAACUUAUUGCUUUUUACAAAAGAAGAAUACAUUGUAUAGGUUUUAUGCUAGCAACUCUUUAAGAGCUAAUGGGAGAUGUGGCCACAGUGUUUCAUUUUAAGCUUUUACCUUCUUUUCCUCCUACCUUCCCCUUCCCUCACAUGUCAUCCAGUGAGAAGGACCUGCCCCUCGGUCUUGUAAAGGUAUCUGAGAGGUAGGAGCAGAGUCACUAUCUCCAGUGAAACUGAAAUGGUAGACCUGUAAUUGUGGGAAAACUAUAAGCUCUCUUGUUACAGCCCUGCCACCCCUUGCUGUGUGUAUAUAUAUAAUACUUUGUCCUUCAUAUGUGAAAGAUCCAGUGUUGGAAUUCUUUGGUGUAAAUAAACGUUUGGUUUUAUUUAUCAA
This is a messenger RNA of Rhinolophus ferrumequinum (greater horseshoe bat), 2669 nucleotides long. RefSeq names its product casein kinase 2 alpha 1 (gene CSNK2A1). Gene Ontology annotation, molecular function: protein serine/threonine kinase activity; ATP binding. Lineage: Eukaryota; Metazoa; Chordata; Mammalia; Chiroptera; Rhinolophidae. The record is from RefSeq and is a predicted model, not a curated record. Gene Ontology annotation, cellular component: cytosol; protein kinase CK2 complex; nucleus. The transcript has 13 exons. Gene Ontology annotation, biological process: protein phosphorylation. Bases 245 to 1420 code for a protein of 391 amino acids.